Molecule: messenger RNA, 479 nt
Organism: Paramecium octaurelia
Lineage: Eukaryota; Ciliophora; Oligohymenophorea; Peniculida; Parameciidae
Source: the annotation of a GenBank genome assembly
AUGAUAAAAUAAUAAAAUGAAACAGAGGUAACUUAAACUUAAUAAAUUAAGAUGCCAAAUAGAUAUGAAUUGAUUGAUCAAUUUAAAAUAAAAUUGCACUAGCGGUGUGGAGCAAUUGCAAUUAGCUCUGAUAAUAAUUUAGUGGUUAUUGGUUGUAAAAGUAAAUUAAGAAUCUAUUAAUUUUAAUAGUAGAUGCUGAAAUUAUUAUAAACCCUUUAUUCACAUACUCUAGAUGUAAAUACAUUAAACUUUUUUCAAAAUUUGAGCAAUAUGGUAUCUGGAAGUGAAGAUAAAUAGAUUAUUCUUUGGCCCUUGAUUAAUGGAAAUUCAAAUAAAUAUAUAAACAAAUAUAAAGGAAAAAAUAGUCAAAUCUUGUGUGUCGUUUUGAAUGAACGAGAAGAUCAACUCAUCUCUGGAAGUAAUAUUAUCUAAAUUUGGAAGCUUCAGAAUGGUUGGUCUUGCAUAUAGACCAUAUCUGA